GCGGGGAUUCAGAAGACACUUGACCCUCUAGGCGCCGUCUCCCUGCUGAGCAUCAUGGCGCUGAGCGGUCGACUGGCUUUGGCCGCGCUCAGACUGUGGGGCCCCGGAGUGUUACAGGUGGGAGAAGGCCCAUAGCCCUCUCUGUGGGAGCCUCCAGCGCCUUCGGAUGUGGGGGCAGCAGUGAGAAGGCGAAGCUCUCUCUGCAGGAUGUGGCUGAGCUGCUUCGGACCAGAGCCUGCAGGAGGGUCGUGGUCAUGGUGGGAGCUGGCAUCAGCACACCGAGUGGCAUCCCAGACUUUAGAUCCCCAGGGAGUGGCCUCUACAGCAACCUGCAGCAGUAUAACAUCCCAUACCCAGAGGCCAUUUUUGAACUUGACUUUUUCUUUCACAAUCCCAAACCGUUUUUCACACUGGCCAAGGAGCUGUACCCUGGGCACUAUAAGCCUAAUGUCACCCACUACUUCCUUCGACUGCUCCAUGACAAGGAGCUGCUUCUGCGGCUCUACACACAGAACAUCGAUGGGCUCGAGAGAGCGUCUGGUAUUCCUGCCUCAAAGCUGGUUGAAGCUCAUGGGACCUUUGCAUCAGCUACGUGCACAGUCUGUCGAAGGUCCUUCCCGGGGGAGGACUUCUGGAGGGAUAAGAGUCCAUCAUGGUGGGGACACAUGGCAGCAAGCAGCAGACAUGGCUGCAAGAAUAGGAAGCUCAGAACUCACAUCUUCAAACUCAAGCAGGAAGCAGAGAGAGCAAAGUGGAAGUAGGACCGAUGUGAUGGCAGACAGGGUGCCUCACUGCUCUGUCUGUACUGGCGUUGUGAAACCUGACAUCGUGUUCUUUGGAGAGUCGCUGCCUGCAAGGUUCUUACUACAUGUGGCCGAUUUCCCCAUGGCAGAUCUGCUGCUCAUUCUUGGGACCUCCCUGGAGGUGGAGCCUUUUGCUAGCUUGUCUGAAGCAGUACAGAAGUCGGUGCCCCGACUGCUCAUCAAUCGAGACUUGGUGGGUCCCUUUGCUUGGAGUCCUCGCAGCAAGGAUGUGGCCCAGCUGGGUGACGUGGUUGAGAGUGUGGAAAGGCUGGUGGACCUCCUGGGCUGGACACAAGAGCUGCAGGAUCUCAUCCAGAGGGAGACUGGGAAGCUGGAUGGACAGGACAGAUAAAAUUAUUGUCACCUGCGGGAAAGUCACACAGCAGAUCCUCUCCAGGGAGACGUGCCUGAAAACAGCUCGGACAGGUUUACACAUCUGGGCUAAACCGCGUGUGACCUGGGUAACGGUCUUCUGAGGCUGCCUUCGGAAAGACUGCCCAGGAUGCUCACUCUGGGGCCAUGCCAUCACACUGCAGAGGAGCUCCAUGUGUCCCACCACUGCUGAAGCCUGCAAUGCAGAGUGCGCCUUUCUGGCAGUGGGCAGCACAGCAUGUCCAUCCAUCGCCAGCCCAGGGAUAUACUAGGGUAAUCUAGCAUUCCCAUCUCUACAGAGGCAUCUUUAACAACAAAAAAUCAUUUCUCGCAUGAAAUAAAUUUUAGUAUAAAA
Microtus oregoni (creeping vole) is the source of this 1530-nucleotide messenger RNA. It is a transcript of the gene Sirt3, whose product is annotated as sirtuin 3. The record is from RefSeq and is a predicted model, not a curated record. Gene Ontology annotation, molecular function: histone deacetylase activity, NAD-dependent; NAD+ binding. NCBI's taxonomy places the organism in Eukaryota, Metazoa, Chordata, Mammalia, Rodentia, Cricetidae. The transcript has 8 exons. Bases 208 to 1155 code for a protein of 315 amino acids.